This is a messenger RNA of Macrobrachium nipponense, 5510 nucleotides long. RefSeq names its product homeobox protein B-H1-like. Lineage: Eukaryota; Metazoa; Arthropoda; Malacostraca; Decapoda; Palaemonidae. Gene Ontology annotation, biological process: regulation of transcription by RNA polymerase II. The record is from RefSeq and is a predicted model, not a curated record. Gene Ontology annotation, cellular component: nucleus. Bases 391 to 1776 code for a protein of 461 amino acids. Gene Ontology annotation, molecular function: sequence-specific double-stranded DNA binding; DNA-binding transcription factor activity, RNA polymerase II-specific. The transcript has 4 exons.
GUGUGAAGGCUCUGCUCUGUCAUUAACCAGUCGACCAGUUGGCACAUCUUCAUCGAGCGGGGAGGACCCGAGUGUGACGGCUCUGUAUCUCUCCCUCUCUCUCUCUCUCUCCGCCGCCGCCGCCGCUAGAUGUGAUCUAUAGACAAAACUGGUUACUACGUGUCUCGCGGUUGGUGCUGACCGAGUUGAAUGCAGUGAUUAUUUGAGACGGAAAGACGCCUUCUGUCGCUCUCCUGAAGAAGAAGGAUAAGAAGAAGGAGUAGCAGGAGGAAGAGGAGGAGUUUUGGCCUUCUUAUACUUAUCUGUCGUGUUUUUAUUUUUAUAUUAAUUUUUUAUUGUAUUUACGUCGGAGUCGAUGUCUUUGUCUCGCCCGACGACGCCGACUCUGUGAUGGAGAUUCGGGUGGAGUGUGUGGCCAGGAUGGACGAGAGUGACUCCCCUUCCUUGCCCGCCCACGGCCAAAGGGCGCCGCCCAGCCCCUGCGACAGCGAAAUCAGCGUCGGCUGCGAGGCCGACGGCUCCGCCGGCGGCGAUCGCGGGGAAGACAGCAGCUCCCACCAGCAGCAGCACCUGCUACAUCCACACCACCACCACCACCACCACCACCAUCAGGGCGGGGCGCCGCCCCCACCGCCGUCCCCGAUGGACAUGACCAACCACGGCGCUGGGGACACCUCCACGGAAGAGGACGAAGACGAGGAGGACGACGACGAAGAUGGCGAGGAGACCGAACCGCACUCGCCCUCGACGUCCAGGGGCGCCCCCUCGCCCACGCUCUCCUCGGCGUCGCUCCACACGGAGUCCUUCACCUACCUCUCCGACGACGACUACUUCCGCCCCCUCAAGAGGCUGGCCAUGUCCGGCACUGCAGCAGCAGCAGCAGCAGCAGCGAAUUCGCCUCCCGGGAAUCAGGUUCCUUCGGCGGGAGUGAAUCCUCCGACGGGCAAACAGGACGCCGGCGACCGUUCCUCGUCGCCUUCGUCACCCGACGGCCAUCGUCAACAUCACCACAGCCUUCACCAACAGCCGCCUGCGGGGGAGAGAGGAGGCCCUAUGAUCGACGAUGACCUCGAUAGGGCUGCGGCGGCUGCUGCAGCGGCGGCCGCAGCAGCCGAAGGGCACAAGCAGGAAGCCGGCCUGAGGUCCUUCUCAAUCCUGGACAUCCUCUCCUACAAACCGUCGCGGAGGAAAUCGUCGGUCCCCGUCAAGAUCGUCAGACCCUGGGAUACGAGGGAGGACUCGUCGGAGGGCGCCGCCCCGUCGGCCAACGCUGCUGCCGCGGCGGCAGCGGGGAACAAGUCCUCGUCGGGGCAGGGCGAGAAGAAGGGCGGGAGUCAUGACAAGGGCGGCGCCCUGGACGCUCUCUUCAAGAUGACGAAUAAGACGCUGGAUAAUUUGAAUAAGGACGAUAAGGCUGAUUCCGUCAACCUGUUCAACAGCCGACAGCCUCCCAAGAAGAAGCGAAAGAGCCGAACCGCCUUCACAAACCACCAAAUCUUCGAGCUGGAGAAACGGUUCCUCUACCAAAAGUACCUUUCCCCGGCCGACAGAGACGAGCUGGCCCAGAAUUUGGGACUCAGCAAUGCCCAGGUCAUCACCUGGUUCCAGAACAGAAGAGCGAAGCUCAAGCGCGACAUGGAAGAGCUGAAAAGAGACGUCGAAUGCACCAAGGUCAUAUCUUCGGGCAAGGCGCUCCUGGAAGCCUCCGUCAGCGUCGCCGCUCUCCUGAAGAACAAGGACUUCCCGAGGAUACCCAUCCCGUCGCUGCCCCACUAGUACAGAGCCCGCCUUCUGCGUUGCUACUCUCCUUACCAACACUACAGAGACGAGGUCCAGCGCGUCCUUGGGAACCAGUCUUAGCAGCAUCCUGAAGGUGGGGGACGUCACCGUAUCACUUUGGGGCCAUGAACCGAGCGCGUGGCUGGAAGAAGCCGGCGGAGCCUUUGGGAAUAAGGGAAGCGAGGCCUCUGGACUCUUGACUGGAAGCCUUUGACAGACUCUUCCCGACUUCAUUUUUUGAGGCCUUUUCCGAAGCCUAAGAGCCUGGAAGCCUCUUCUGGAGUCUGGAACUCGGGAUUCUUUUGGGGGUUGGCCCGGAAGAUGACCUUAAAGGAAUGGAGGGCGGUGGGAGCCUCUUCCGGAGUCUGGAAAUCAGGAUCUCCCUUGUGGUUUGGCCUGGAAAGAGCGAAGGGCAGCUUCCGUUCCUGGAAAUGUCAAGAACACUUUCGCAAUAUCCAGAGUUCAGUGAAUAUGUCGUUUUUUUAUGGAAUAACAGUGGCCGCUUCCUCAAGGAAACAGUCCCUGGAAAAACUGGGAUGGCUCUUAGGGCCAAGUUACCUGCUGGAAAGCCGCUUACCGGAAGAGAUAAGAGACAUCCUGGAAACGAAUUCCAGUAUUCAGUGCGAUUUGUCUUUUCUCAUGGAAAAUAGUGACUGCUUCUUCCAGGAGACAGUCCCUGGAAAAACUGGAAUGGCUUUUUGGGCCAAGUGAUCCACUAGAAAGCUGAGCUCUAGAGACUUACUGGAAAUGAAUUCCAGUAUUCAGUGCGAUUUGCAGACGGUACUGACAAAAAGUGCAUAACAGUGAAAAGGAAAAUGUCGAACUAGUGUAACUGCUACGUCUUGGCACAACAGUGAAACAGUCCAGUGACGAUAAAUAGUUGGAACUGUCGCGAAAAUCACAGCUGACUGACUGAUUUAUUAAGAGGGAAGGCGACCUGGCGUCGCCACGAUCGGAAAUAUUAUGUGUACAGCCCCUACUAGUGAUCAUUUGUAUUUCUAUAUUAUUCUGACUUAUGUACAAGAAAAAUGGUUGUGUUCUCUCUCUCUCUCUCUCUCUCUCUCUCUCUCUCUCUCUCUCUCUCUCUCUCUCGUUUUCAUAUUCUGUCCAUGAAAUUACUAUGUAUAUCUAAAUAUUUAGUGUCGGGAUACUGAAGAAUUUUUUUUAAAUCAGCUGACAUUUUGGCGAAAGUAUGGGAGAUUUCCCCCUCAUUGAUUGAUAGGUUGACUCUUUAACAGAUUUGGCAAAAUCCAAAAAUCUUCCUCAAAGGCAAAAAUUGAUCUUUAUUCUACUGAUGAAAAAAUCUUUGAAAAAAAUUCAAAGUCAAACAAAAUUAGAAAUAAAAUUGAAAUCAAAAUAAAAUAUCUUUCCCAUAAUUCCACCUAAAUGUUACCCUCCCUAUUUAUACAUCUUCAUUAUACAUUAUACAGCUUUAUAUAUCUUCAUUGUACCUUUGGUAUGUCUUAACUUGACCCUUGACCUCCAUUGACCCCCCCACUCCCCUUUCCCUGUCUGACCUCGUCAAGUUGGAAAUCUCGUGUAAAUAAUUAUUAUUUAUAAACUUUGAAAUCCCAGUUUACUGAAUCUUUCAAAAAUAAACAAAAGCUUUGAGUAAACAUCUUGAUAACCCAAUAAGAAUUUGUAUUUUUUAGUAAAAUAUUCGAAUUCUUAAUUUUGGAACAAAACUAAAAAGAAAAUCUUUGAAUGAAAAUUUUGACUUCUCAAUAAUAAUUUUGUAGCAAAACUAAACAGAAAAUCUUUGAGCAAAAUAAUUUGACUUCUCAAUAAGAAUUUUGUAGCAAAGCAAAAAAGAAAAUCUUUAAUAAAAAAUCUGGCUUCUCAAUAGGAACUCUGUAGCAAAACUAAUCAGAAAAUGUUUGAAUAAAACAUGUAACUUCUCAAUAAGAAUUUUGUAGCAAAACUAAAAAGAAAAAUCUUUGCGUAGAAAAUAUGACAACUGAAUAAAAAUUUCGUUGUAAAUGCAACACAAUCAUAGUAGAUUAGAUCUGGCGACAGACACAUUAAAAAAUCCGUCAAUUAUUGUAGGAAAUUGUGGCUUAUGGCUGUCACGUUUUGAUUUACGACAGAUUGGAAAGUUGGCGUAUAAGCAAUGACCCAAACAUUUAAGAAAUGUCUAAAACAAAAUAAAAAUAAAGGAAAAUAUAAACGGGACACGAAAGGCGAAUGAACCGGCGACUUAUUUUAACUUAUUUUCCAAAAGGCAACAAACGCGAUCAUCUUAUUUAUUUGACUUUAUUAACCUUAUUUUGCUUUUCGUUGAGGAAAGGCAAAUGAAGGUGUCCCAAUGACGUGUAUUUAUUUAUUCAUGAUAUCUUUAGAUAUCAAGACAACGUCGUGAAUGAAUGAAUAAUUUGAAUAAUACUGGUUAUAAUAGUGAUCACUUUUACAUUUUACUCGGCACAAACACGAAUGGAAUGCGGCGUCUUCCUGUCAAUAGUAGAUGCUGGUGUUGACUUUUGUGAAAGGCAAACAAAAUGUCUAUAUACAGGUUUCAGAACCUCUCCUCAAUGAUGCCGACAUUCUUUCCAGAGGAAAAUGAAAUGAUAAUCUCACGAAUUAUUGCAUCAUUUAGUGCCAAUUGUCACCGACGAUGGUCAUCUAGCCGUGAAAUUAUCAUUACCUUAAUUGUCAAGGAUGUAAUUAUAUAAUUCGCGAACAUACAGGCUUGAAAAAAUCUUGGAGGAUUGUUUACAAAUUGCGCAACGAGAGGAAUUGGCAAUUUUGACGUUUGUAGAAAAAAAAUCAUAUUUGGGGAUUGUUUAUUCAGACAAAUUCAACACACAUUUCGCAUCUCUCAUUUAGCUAAAUAAGCACAUAUACAUUAUUUGCGUAAGAAAAUAAGGAUUGACUUAUUUUUCCCCAUCUAUUUGUGGUGUCAAUCCCCUACCUUAUUUCUUAGAGAUAUUUGAAUAUCUUAAAGUUAUGCUUACUUCACGCGUCUUCGACGGGUAUAUAUUUAAACGCGUGGACACUUAUCACAUUCCAAGAUGAAAUUCAGGUCUACGUUAUUGUAAAAGAAUGCCUUAUUCCAAUACCAGAUUCUGUGAAAUCUUCGUAUAAUAUUCUGCCGAUAUCAAAACACUACGAGCUAAAUAAGCAAUUGCAGGCUUCAGCUUAUUAUAACUGGAAAUAAGCGUUUAAUUGUCUGAGUUGUCUUAUACCCGUGACGAAUAGAGGACCCUCGAGAAAGAAUUGUCAGUUGGGCAGAAAUCUUUACAAAAAUGACGCUGAAGAAAAUCUGGGAAAGAAAUUUAAAAAAAAAAUAAUUCUCUAAUUAUCCUAUUCGUACUCCCUUUAUUUCCUCUCCCUCAUAUUUAUCAUAUUUAUUUCAAACAUCUUUCGCUUCGAGCAAAAAUAUUUAAGUUCCUGUUUUGUCACGAAGUUGCCGUAAUGUAUUCAAACGUGUUCUCGAUAAGUUGACAACAGGCAAAUACAUCGAAGUACAUCAUCACACUGCCGGAAAUAUAUUGCAAAUAUGUUUCUUUAUCUUGGUAUGAUCAAAAUUUUAUUCAUAUCUGGGAAAUAUUCACGUAAUUCGAGAUUAGAUUUUCGUUGAUAAUUAGUGACAGGUUUUUAAACCAGCGCGUCUAAAUGUAUACAUGAUAUAUACUUAUGAAUAUUGACCAUACAUUGGACUGCAUACGCACAUAAAACAUAACUAUGCACAUGCAUUAUAUAUGUAUGUAUGUAUGUAUGUAUAUAUCUAUAUA